Molecule: messenger RNA, 1800 nt
Organism: Prosopis cineraria
Lineage: Eukaryota; Viridiplantae; Streptophyta; Magnoliopsida; Fabales; Fabaceae
Product: transcription repressor OFP1-like
Exons: 1
Coding region: 93-1166 (357 amino acids)
Biological process (GO): negative regulation of DNA-templated transcription
Molecular function (GO): DNA binding
Source: RefSeq, a predicted model, not a curated record
UAAGUACAAUUCUGAGAUACCCCGGAGAAAUACAGAACUCUGCUGAGAGAUCAAGAGUGUGUCGUGUCGAGCUAGAGGCAUUUUAUAAUCUGAUGGGUAAUCACAGGUUCAAAUUGUCAGAUAUGAUACCAAAUGCUUGGUUUUACAAGCUCAAAGACAUGAGCAGAUCAAGGAAGCAGAAAGGUUCUCAUUCUGUGAAGAACAAAGCAAGCUCACCAGCAAUGUCCCAGAGGUCGCCGCCAGCUUGUUUGCACUAUUUCCCCACUGAACCUUACAGAGCUGGUAUGCUUUUUAAUUCACCAAUUCACACUAAAGUCGCAGACUUUCCGUUCACUGAUUCACCAAGAAGGUCAUCCAAGAGAAGAGUUCAGAGGAAAACUAUCUACAAACCUUCUCCCUCCGUUGUGUCCUCUGUCUCAACCACUUGCAGCUGCCAUUGGACUCGGCCUAAUCAAGCCGAAUCUCCGGAUUUAUAUGCCUCUUCCAUUAAGAGUUCUUCCUCUGAAUUAGAUCUCUAUGAAUGUCUUACAUCCGAGUCUGAAGAGUGUGAUAGCCCAGCAGCUCCUCACAUGUUCAAUGGGUUAUCCCCUGACUGCAGUUGCAGGGUUAGUUCUUCCACUAAUGAUAUCAUCAUAGACAUGAACAACGAAUCAUUUGGUGUGAAUCCUGAAAAGCUAGAUGGGUUUGAUGCAAUUUCAAAGUUAGGCCUUCCUCCUAUAUUGACAAAACCAGUGAGGUUUGAUGAUCAGGUCAUUGAAGAACCUCACUUGCCAUGUUCAUGUAAAGUGGAGGAAAGCAGUAGAACAACAGCUCCAAAGUCCUCUGCUAAUUCAAGAGGCAUAAGACUUAGAGUCAAUUCUCCAAAACUUGCAAGCAGGAAAGUUCAGGCCUGUGUAAGAAAGAGUGUAUCCUCAUCCAGUGCAUGCAAGGUUUCAAGGAACACAGGGUUUCCUGAAGGUUUUGCAGUUGUCAAGUCCUCAAUUGAUCCACAAAGAGAUUUCAAGGAAUCAAUGAUGGAGAUGAUCACGGAGAACAAUAUCUGGUCAUCAGAGGAUUUGGAGGAUCUGCUAGCUUGCUAUCUCUCACUGAACUCCAGAGAAUACCAUGAACUCAUAAUCAAAGCAUUUGAGCAAGUCUGGUUUGACUUGGCUCAACUCAGAAUGUAAACUUUAUCCAGUGCUUGAGUAAAGCUUCGUUUGGAUCAUUCCACCACUUUGGAUCCACUUCUGUGUUGUAUUUUUAUGGUUUCCUGGGAUUUAAAGAAAAAAAAAAACUCCAUUUUGACAACCUCAAAUAUGGCGUGGGAACACAGAGUCUCGUGUCAAUGACAAAUUACUUGAGCAGAAAUUCUUAAAGCAGUAUAAGAAGUAGGGGCAACAUUGUAGAAAUGAUCUGACAUUCGGCAGUUGCAAUAAUUGUGCCUUUAUAUGCAUUUUACAAAUGCAAUCCAAAAUGCACUCACAAGCUUUGUCAUUAUACACAUUAUCAGCGAUUUGAGAGAGAGAGAGGAGAAAAAAUAGCAGAGGUGAGAACACGUAAGAUAUUGCCUUGCCCGAGUAUCUGUAUACGAAUCACAAGUGUUCAUAGAGAAAAGGAACCAAAUUCAGCAAGCAUUGAUGAUCACAUGAUCAUCGCGAACAGGCUGGUAGAAAUAAUCAAAUGAAAGGGAGGACCACAAGAUCAUCACGAACUAGUCAUUUCGUUAUUCUGGAAACCUUCCAUUAUUGCACAGUUGGUCAGUCCCUACGCACAGAAAUAUUUAUAAGUUCUUCCGUUCUUUUCCUUUCCUUUUUUUUUUUU